Messenger RNA from Ornithorhynchus anatinus (platypus), 1876 nucleotides. RefSeq names its product stathmin 2 (gene STMN2). Gene Ontology annotation, molecular function: tubulin binding. Gene Ontology annotation, cellular component: growth cone; cytoplasm; neuron projection. The record is from RefSeq and is a predicted model, not a curated record. Bases 181 to 720 code for a protein of 179 amino acids. The transcript is spliced from 5 exons. Gene Ontology annotation, biological process: neuron projection development; regulation of microtubule polymerization or depolymerization; microtubule depolymerization. Lineage: Eukaryota; Metazoa; Chordata; Mammalia; Monotremata; Ornithorhynchidae.
GCUCCGACUGCGCCGCACCGCACAGCACCGCACCGCACCGCACGGCACAGCGCAGCCCCGGACGGACACUCGCUCACAACCCGCUCGCCGUCGCAGCAGCAGGACCGGAUCGGACCCGACCCGACCCGGCCCAAACCCGCCCGCUCUUGCCCGGUCCAGCCCGGUCCAGCCCCGUCAGGCAUGGCUAAGACGGCGAUGGCCUACAAGGAGAAGAUGAAGGAGCUGUCUGUGCUCUCCCUGAUCUGCUCGUGCUUCUACCCUGAGCCGCGCAACAUGAACCUCGGCACAUACGAUGACAUGGAAGUGAAACAGAUCAACAAGCGAGCCUCCGGCCAGGCCUUCGAGCUCAUCUUAAAGCCGCCCUCUCCGGUCUCGGAAGCGCCGCGGACUUUGGCUUCCCCGAAGAAGAAGGAUCUGUCCCUGGAGGAGAUCCAGAAGAAGCUGGAGGCUGCAGAGGAAAGGAGAAAGACGCAGGAGGCCCAGGUCCUCAAGCAGCUGGCGGGGAAGAGGGAGCACGAGAGGGAGGUGCUCCAGAAGGCUCUGGAGGAGAACAGCAACUUCAGCAAGAUGGCGGAGGAGAAGCUCAUCCUGAAAAUGGAGCAGAUCAAGGAGAACCGCGAAGCCAACCUCGCCGCCCUGAUCGAGCGCCUUCAGGAGAAGGAGAGGCACGCCGCCGAGGUCCGCCGGAACAAGGAGCUGCAGGUGGAGCUGUCGGGCUGAGAGCUCCCGGGCGGAGGUGGGGCGGAGGCCGGUUGUUGCGGGGGGGGGCUGUCUCUUCUCCCCUCACCCCCACCCCCGCCACCCCUACCCCCCUCCCCGCCGGGGCUGCCUCGGGUCCUGCCGCGGGAUGGCUCUCGGGGGUGGGAAACGUACGGCGCGGUUUCGAAACAGACGAGAACUCAUUAUAGAAAACAGAAACGCCAAUUAAAACGAUGCGGUCUCUUUGCAGAAUGGUUUGCUUGAUGUUUAAACAGAAACACACCCAAACACCUUGGAUCUUAUUUUGUAAAUACUUACAUUUUUGUUAAAAAAUACAAGUAUUGCAUUAUGCAAGUUAUUUCAUAACUGAUGUGUCCCGGCCCGGGCUUCGAUGUGCGCCCCUCUGCCCCCGCCCCGUCCCUCUCCGGGUCCGGCCCGCCGUCGCCCGCCCCGUCCCCGUGCCGCCGGCCAAAUGGCGAGGCCCUGGGGAAACGCCGGCCGGGGGCGGCCCGGCCACCCGGUGGGCUUUGAGAUCGAUGGAUGGGGGCGGUCCCCGUACACGUAGGUCUCCCCGGACACGGGGCCGAGGGCUCUCGGGACGACCGUGCCGCCUGAGGGCCGGCCGCCUUCCCCCGACCCGGCCCGCUUGCCCCUGUACCCGCCGCCGGCUCGCCGUGCCCCCCGACGCUCAGGGCGGCUACAGGUCCUCGAGCCUGGGAGAAGCCGAGCGCUGACCCGGAGACCCUGCCGGACGCCCGGCUGACCUCUCGGGCCCCACCUGGCCACGAGCCACUCUCCCGCGCGGGGCCGGCCGUCCGGGCGGAGAGGUUCCCCCUGCGUGCCGGGGGCCCACGUGGCCAUCUGCCUGGUCCCCCCUACACUCGGCCCCAUUCCGCCCAUUCGCUCCUCCCCGGGGCCCGGAGCCGGCACAGGCCGACCUGCCCUCGGCGGGCCGGCCGGUGUGGGGCUCCCCGCUCCCGAGGCCGGGGCCGACUCCCCGAGACCCCCCCACCUCCCGCUCCCAAAAGCCGUCGCAGUUUCAAACCCGCCUCCUGUCCCCCGCCUCCUGCUUCCCGGCGGUUGCUGCCUGCAUUCUCGACUCCCCGUGCGUGCGAUCUCCCUGUCUGUCAUUGUGAGCAAGCUGUGGUCAAUAAAGAAUUGGGGUUCUGUGAACUGA